Selaginella moellendorffii is the source of this 2418-nucleotide messenger RNA. RefSeq lists its product as uncharacterized. The transcript is spliced from 17 exons. The record is from RefSeq and is a predicted model, not a curated record. NCBI's taxonomy places the organism in Eukaryota, Viridiplantae, Streptophyta, Lycopodiopsida, Selaginellales, Selaginellaceae. Bases 1 to 2409 code for a protein of 802 amino acids.
AUGGGCAUCCAGGAAACCAAGAUGUACAUUUUCAUGCUCUCCAACAUGCUCCUGGGCAUCCAAGAGCUUCUGAUGACUACAUUCCGGGAGUUUACGUCGCCAUUGCCCAAACUUGCUUUUGGUAUGCUCAACGCGAGCGAUGAUAAAGAUUUGGAAGAAUCCUUGAAGGAGGAUGGAGCGAGUGAAAAAGAGGCCGCCGAGGGUGAGGGUUUCUUUCUUUUGUUGGCUGCUACUUAUCCAUUGAUGCUUUCAGUCCGGCGAAUGAACAAGACAGAUGCAAGCUCCGACUUUGUCAUGGGCUAUGCCAAAGAGACUCCAGAUCUUUUUGCAGAAGACGAUGACGAUGUAGAAGACCCGACUAGCCUGCAGCACAGGCACUCCAAUGUUUUCGUCAAAGUUUACUGGGGCUUUUGCGAGGAACUGCGGGUGGCGGUGGACCUCAAGAACAGCACCAGUGGAAGAACGAAGGGAGCAGUUUGCAUCCAGGUGUGGGGCACGGUGAGAUGGUACUACGGGUAUGUCGAAAUCCACGAGUUUCUUCAAGUGGAAAACGAGAGUCUGGCUUGGACAAAGGAUGUCAGGUUUUCGUCUAGACCAGAAGCUGACGGCGAGCUCGCGGCUGUUUUACAAAGGGAUGCUGAAAACCUUGGUGGGUCGGGAGGUGACGAAAUGGACUCCUCGCGACGGACCAAGGAGAUGAUCGCUGCUCGACGCUUCUGUGACGAGCUUCACAGCGUCAAGCUCGUCGUGUCUAACCAAGGGCUUUACAAUAUUAUGGCACUUCUCUGCUUCGUCGUCGACGCCUCGCGCCUCCAGGGCGCUGUUCUUGGAUCGAUCCAGCAGUGCCUGUUGCGGCUUGCCAAUCUAGCGGUGUUGCGAUCACACCGGAGCGGCGCGCUGCCGGCGAUCGAGAGCAUAGGCUUGUGCGCCAUCAAAUUCGAUCCGGGGGAGGAAUCUUACAAGCUGGAGAUUGUCUUUGAGCCCCGAGCGCCUUUCAGCUACAGAGAUUUCCACUACGCUGUUGUGAAUGGUCUCACGGCUGCUUCUGCGAUGUCCCAAGAAGGAACUGGACAAGUGUCAAGCUUGUCUUCUCUACUUUCAAGUCAGUGGUCGCCAGAAACAGCAACCAAGAGAAUUGUCGUGAUCACCAAUUGUUUCUGUGAGCCCGCUGCAUCCUUUAGACAGGCAAUUCUCGAAGCAGCGGCCAGAUGCAUCAUGAUUGACUUCAUCGAGCUCGACCUCUCCGAUCAUACCAACGACCAAUGCCUGUACCCUCAGCCCAAGCUCACAGGAGAAUUUCAUGUCGAUAUCACGGAGUUCGAGAACUGCACCUUUCAGAGACUGCAAUGGAAUUCAGCAAACAUGUCACGUCUCGUCAAAGAGUGGCUGCAAGAACUUGGAACCGAUGACGAAGGGUCACUCGAAGGAGUGCUUUGCUUCCAGUCACCUUUGCUCAACUCUACCAGGAAGAUUUUUUGCACGCUUUAUCCCGCCGUGUUGCGACUUCAUGACGUGAUAAAACCAUGCCAGGCCUGUCGGUGCCAUGGAUUACCGCUCGGUUCAAUCUUACACUGCAAGAGAGCGAUUUGUCCCGUCACAGGAAGUGACCUGGAUGACCAUGAUCUUGCAAGAAGCUGUCUUCAAGUUGGAGAGGACACGGUAAUGCAAAUGCCUUCGCUGGUUGCUCCUCCAGAGCCUGGUGCAGCUGCUUACUUCCACGUAAUUGGCUCCGUCUAUCUAGCGCUGCUUAGUGAAAGUGUGCUAUUUGGCAUGCCGUACGUGGUGGUUUCUUCUUCGGAGGCCGACAUUGAACUAAAUCCUGGAGGGGCUGUUUCAACAAACAAUGAUCACGUCUUCGCAGCUCUUUGCCAAGAGUUGCACUCUAAGGACACGGGCCUUCUCUGUAAGUCCGACACCGACAUUGAAACUGGAUGUCCUACUUCGUUCAUCUGUUUCUACAUUCUGUUGCCAUCACAAAAUGGCUCUCUCCUGGCCAAGAGAAUUGCCACGUCUGAGGAGCUGCUGCCGUUUCCUCCAGCCAUGCGCACCCCAACAAGCGUGCCUGACGAUGUGAGGGACAUGGUCAGCUUGUCUUUAUCCAAGAUGGAAGCGCAAUCAUACGAUCCAUUGCAGCAUGAACGAGGCUGCGACUCGAAGCUUAGCAACGUUGUAAGCGAAAGCUUGCAGUUUCGUUCGUCAGCUCCGGAAGAGAUAAGCCUCAGACCAAAUAAGCAGUUUGUAACUGCAACCGCGGUUCUGGCUCAGAGCGCUGAGCAACCAAUUGGAAGGCUUCGGAAGAAUCUUCAUAACGUUCUUCCUAGGCAGCAAAAUUCAACAACACAAAAGCCAUCAUUGCCGCUCAACGCCUCACAAGUUUCCAAAGGAAGGUCGAGGAAGACAAAGUCGUGACAACGCAAG